CGCGAUCGUGCUGCCACGCGGCGGCCACCCGGCCAGACACUGCCUGCCACUUGUUGCUCGUCCGCGUGCUUCGAUGACACCUGCCGCGCGUCUAUUGUUCUCGCUGUCUGCCGCCACGAAACGCGAACUUCUUACCUUGUCGGCCGCUCAGGUGUGUUGUCGAGUGACUUGUCACUUGCUUGUGUCCGGCUCUUUCUGUGAUAACCUCGCGUAGUGACGCUCGCAACUGUGCCUCGUUACGGAAGAAUAGUACUACCUUAGUAGUGUUUUUUGAGCGUGUGACGAUUCUCAACAGUGGGUGUGUGUCGUAGAGUUAUUGACGAACCUGUGAGCAGACAGAGCUGUCAGAAACGAGUGACGUUGCACUGCUACAGCGGAGACAGUUUUACCUUCUAUUGUCUUCGCAAAAGUGCUGCUGGAACGAAGAAUCGAAGGCAUUCGUGUCUCUGCCCGUCCUCUCGUGACAGGCUCCUGGACGGACGAUUAAAUAACGAACACGCUUUACUAGGUGACGUGUCGUUCGUAAAGAGAGGUAGUAAAACGUUUUAUAUCUAGUGUGGAAUGCGUGAAUGGACAUUCAACAGUGUUUCAUAGCCUGUAGGUAUCAUUAAUUACGAAGCAAGUCCGGCUUACAUAUUAAUGCGGAGAUCGCCCCCUCCCUUCCCAGGGCUGUUACCGUCUUUCAGCAAACUGGUUGGCGGACCACCGCAGCAGCUUACCGUGUGCUCUCCUCCGAACAGCGGCUCAAGCGCGCCUGAUAACUGGCUUCCUCUCUUUCCUCGCCCGCGGCGGUCGGACGGGCGCUACUGGACUCCAGUUAACCACCACACUUGACCCAUGUAAUUGGUCAGUGGAGCGGCGUUUAAAAACUACGAGGGAGCCCGAAGGCAGCACUUGCUCGCACCGUUGCGUGUAACAAGCUUGCCUCUUACUCGGGCAGAUAUCAUCAUCGGCUGAACGCGAUCGGCUGUUUACAGUGAUGGAGGCACAUCGCUGAGCUCAUCUCCCGUCUAUGGAAGGGAUAGUGGAGAUGUGAAAUUGUGCUGUUCAACAGUACACUGAGACAGCAAUUGAAUUCGGAGGUAUUUUUCGAAGCGGUAGUUAGUGCUUGUGCUGUAACAUUUGAACAUUUGUGUUUCUUUUCCGCCACCCUACUGGUAAAAUCUCUCGUAGUACAGCGUGUGACAUGAUAUUCAGUGUUGAAGUUCGUAGCGAAACUACGCAACAAAUUUCGUUCGACGUUUCGUAGCUUUCUUUCUCCUCCUUUUGUCUUCUGUCAGAUGGUGUGAAGUGAAUCUGUCAAUGUCGAGUGACGUUAUGUUGCCAGCGCCGUCGGUGGAUUACCGCUCUGUGUGUGAAAGUGCGCUCAGGUGACGCUGAACCACUCACAGGGAACACUUCUAUCCUCGAGGACCAUGCCGGAAGCGACGCCGUCUGUGUUUCCUUUCGUGCAGGUAAGCCACAAUGGAUGAUGAUGAACGUCACCUCCAAGCAUGUAAACAGUUGCAACCACACGGUUGGAGCUCGUGGUAUGAUCAGUUCGAGUUUCAUAAUCAAAAAACCUGAAAUCGUGCUUUACAGCUACAUAAGUACAUGGGUUCAUUUCCCGUGUCGGGACAGGACCACGCCAGCCGUGCCGAGUAUAUGAGAUCGCAGUUACUGCGUAUGAGGGGCACGGCGCGCACCAAACCAGUGCUUCUCGUCAUCUCGCUGGCAGGCAUCAAGGUCUGCACUCCCGACGGAAAGACGGUGCUGAUGGCGCACGCGCUGCGGCGUGUGUCGUACGCUACGUGCGACCCUUCGCACUCGCAGUUCAGCUUCCUGGCCAGGGAGCCGCGCGGUCACUGCAGCCUUCAGUGCUGCCACUCCUUCCUCGCCAAGUCGCCGCAGCAGGCGGAGGAACUGCACGCAGCCGUGGGCGACGCCUUUCGGGCAGCGUACGCGGCGCAGCUGCAGCGUGACGUCAGCUCGGCCCAGCAACAGAAGUCGGGUGACGAGCUGGAGAUGCGCCCUCUAGGCGGCGGCCGAUCGAUGGCGGCACUGACGGACGACUCGCCCAGCAGCGACGAGAGCAACUCGCCCACCGACCUCAACUCGUACCGCCGCCUCGGCGACAAGCCGGCACUCGUCAAGCGGCUGGGCCUGCAGGGGGGCGGUGGGGGCGGCGGGGGCGGCGGCGGCCACUCCGAGGACAGCCGGCCGCUGCUGGCCGCCGACCCGCCGCACGCACGGACGCCGCCGCCUACGCCAGAGAAGCGCGCGCCGGUGGCGACGCCGCGCCAUGCCCCCCAGCUGAGCGGCGGCAGCAGCAGCUCCGACGGCUGGGCGUCGCCGCCGCCGCCGCUGCCGGAGCGACAGGACAGCCUCGCCAGGAGGCCGGAGGCCGAGCAGCUACUCUCUGCGCCCUGGUUCCAGGCCGGCAUCCCCAGGGAGAUCGCGCUGGAGGUGCUGGGCCGUGAACCGGAGGGCGCGUUCAUGGUGCGCGAGAGCACCAGCAAGCCCGGCUGCUACGCGCUGUCGCUGCGCGUCCCCAGGGACUUCCAGCCGUCCGGCAUCGCGCACUACCUCAUCCUGCGCACCGCCAAGGGGUACAAGAUCAAGGGCUUCACGAAGGAGUUUUCGAGCCUGACCGCGCUGAUCACGCACCACUCUGUGAUGCCGGAGCUCCUGCCCGUUCCGCUGUCCCUCAGCCGCUACAACCCCAGCUUCGCCAAGUCCGACUCCAACAAGGACAGCGCAGACACAGACUCCGACCCAGACUACAACACGCUGUCCGACUUCCGCAAGAUGAUGGCCGACCUCUCCCUGUAGACCCUUCUCCGUCGAUACAGGACACAAUAUACAACUAGUUCACAGCGCUACAUGUAGCUGAUACGAAUACCUUCGUGAUUUAACAACAGAGUCAGUGUUAUCUCCUGUGGCUGACUAUCCAUGUCUUUGCACGCGUCAGUUAACUACCGCCUUUCGUAAAAGAGUGUUACUACAUUUUCACUGCUGGUGGACGCGAGAAAUGAGGGUGGAAAUACAGACUACACAGGGGUAGUUUCACCAGAGAUGAAACCAAGUGAUUAUGACAAGUUAGAGGAGUCCAUUGUACAGUUUCAGCAUCAAUCUCAGUAAUUAUGACUCGAUACCUCAUUAAAUUUCUUGGUUUCAAAGCCAUUUUUGUUGUCUCUUAUAUGUACUCAACUUAUUUUAUGUAUUUUUUGCUUCAACUUCAAAUUCAGAUUAUUUUAGUCAGAUUUACUCAUUUUUCCAUAAAUCUGUAAGGAUAUCCUUGAUAAUCGAGCUAUACUACUUGCCCGUACCAUGAAACUCUGUAUUCACAGCCAUUUCAGAAAUUUAUAUAUCCUCCUUGGCAAAAAUUUCUUCCGUUAUGGUUUUCAGCUUUCACAAAGAUUACCAUAGGGAGUACAAGCUGACGCUCUACACGCAUGCCUGCAUCCGACAAAUGAUGAAAAAUCUUUUUCAUUUAAUCAGGAGAGAAGCUUGCAAGUCAUGGUUUCAAAACGAAAAGUAAUUUAAAUAAUUCCACGCUUCGUUUCCCAUGUAGAUUAGGGCAAUUUGAUGUUUCAUUAAUUACUAUAGAGCUCACUGGUAUCCUGCACUUGAUGCGAAGAAAUUUACAUAUUUAUGAUGAAAGAUCUUCACGUAUUUUGAGUUAUUAGCUACUGUCCUCACCCUUAAAGGCUCCUAUUACUCAAGAAUUUCAUAAAACUUGAACCACAUAUAGUGACUUUAGCACACAGGUAUGCCAGCUACUCCUACACAUACACAUCAUAUCGACCAGUAACUGGAGACGUCAUUGUGAGGUCUUCCUCAUUUUACGUUUUGUAAGUGUCCUACAUUACGUUUUAUGGUGUUACAUUUUCGAUUCGUAAUAACGAACAUAUUCACUAAUUAAACGUACGUAAUAGACUCAAAAGUCAUUUAUAUAAAUAAAACAUAAAACACUGCGUAUAAAAGCGACUUAAAUGAGAAUUGCACUUAAUAGCAAUGGAAAACAUGAUUCUUUGUAUUACAAGGAUACUGUACGUUUCUGUUGUUUACUGUAGCUGUGAACAUCCAUGUAUCCUUAAAAUUAAAAAAAUACACUUGACAUGCUUUGAGUAGCUUUCACUCACACCAUUAUGUUUUCAAGCACCAUCGCAGCUGUAGUCCAUUUCCAUGUGUGAAUUAGUUCAGUAACCCUAAAGAAGAAACAUAUCGCACUUACGAUAUAUCUGGAAAUAUAUUUUUGUAGGAAUGAAAAUACUUCAGACAUGGCGAUAAAAGAAUGCGCAUUAUGCAUUGCAUCCGCAAUUUAGUAACACGAAUCUGUAAUCUGUAGUGGUGAUUUUCUGUUUAAGGUUCAGCGUUCCUUCUGCAUUUAUAGAGAGACGAAUUUAGUGGACGAAGUAUAACAAUAGUUUUAUUUAGAAAUCUAUACGUGGGCAUUUUGUAGGAUAUAUUCACCUUUUUUAUCAAACGUUGGGAUAUAUUGGAAACAAGCUGGAGAAACCCGACAUCAAAUGUUAACUACCACAUACAUUAUAUUUACAGAAAUUGUUGACAUAUGUGAUUUCAAUAAGAUCUGUCUCUAAAAAGUGUAAGAAUAGUAUGUAAAUGGUUCUUAAAGUGGCACGACAAUAGUAUCUAUCCAAGUAAUGAAUCUAUGUCCUUAGCUUAAGGAAGAUGUUUUGCUUUGUAACCAAAGUGCCAAAAACGAGAGUGAACUGCUUAGCAGAUGAGUCGUUGCUGUGUUAAAAGUAUAUUAAGUAAUGAUGUCUGUGCAUAGCUCUAGUCAGGCUCUAAAAUGAUGUGUUACUUAAAAGUAUAUAAAGUUUAUUUACGUGUUUAUACUCAGCAAAUGCAAUUGAAUAAUAUAUUCUUGAGAUGGUUCUAGUCAAGAACUGUUGCACUGAUGGCUUGUUAAUGGUAAGAAUAAAGAUUGAC
Schistocerca cancellata (South American locust) is the source of this 4935-nucleotide messenger RNA. RefSeq names its product EGFR adapter protein-like. NCBI's taxonomy places the organism in Eukaryota, Metazoa, Arthropoda, Insecta, Orthoptera, Acrididae. The record is from RefSeq and is a predicted model, not a curated record. The transcript is spliced from 11 exons. The coding region runs from base 1594 to 2811 and encodes 405 amino acids.